ACGCUUCAGUGGUCCAUUCCUACAACAACAUUUUUGUAGUUUCACUUCUGAAGCAAAGAUGUGGAAGGCUAUUUUUCCUUUUCUGGCCGCUCUUUUUGUUGGGUUAUCUUGUAUUCCUGGGGGCAUAAAUAAGAUAGAAGAUGCAGAAAAUGAUGAGAUGUUUCAGACAGCGUUGAAGUUUGCUGUCGUCCAACACAACAAUGGCACCAAUGACACGGUCCUCUACCAGGUUGUUAAGGUGGUUUCAGCUGAGGUUCAGGUGGUAGCGGGGUUCAAACACAUCAUGACUGUGAUUUUGGGAAGAACCAAUUGUGAGAAGGAGGCACCAGCAGAUAACUGUGGCAUUCACAAAGAGCCAGGAUUCGCUCGGCAUCACCGGUGCAAAUUUGAAGUGUGGAGUCGCUCAUGGCUUAAUGAUACCCAGCUAAUAUCAGAUAAAUGUGACAGUAUUGAACGUGCUACAGAAUGAAAAACUCUUUCCUCUAGAAUAUUUGCAAACAGUUACUACCUUUACACCCUCUCAAGGUCACUUCUGUCAAUGCUGCCAAACAACUUUCAAACUUUUGGACCUCAACAAAGAUCUGUAUUGUGAAAUGCAAAACAAAUGUAUCACUAUGAAAGGAUUCAUUAACAAAACAAAAUCUAAAUUGUUUUCAAUAAAGUAAGAUUUGAACUUCUUUGAA
This is a messenger RNA of Xiphophorus maculatus (southern platyfish), 683 nucleotides long. Its product is annotated as cystatin-like. The record is from RefSeq and is a predicted model, not a curated record. Gene Ontology annotation, molecular function: cysteine-type endopeptidase inhibitor activity. Bases 59 to 469 code for a protein of 136 amino acids. Lineage: Eukaryota; Metazoa; Chordata; Actinopteri; Cyprinodontiformes; Poeciliidae. The transcript has 3 exons.